AUUCAGGCAACAAGCUCGACAUGUAUUCUGCUCAAUAUUAUCGUCUGUACGGAUUCAAUAAUGCUCAUCGAAUUAUCGGCGCCAUCAAUCAAGGCUCUGCCUCAUGCACUACGUGCCUAUCUCGGGCAUCGAUUGAUGCCACGCAGCAUGCGGUGCGCUGCUUGUCUCGAGCUAGCAUACGAUGUCCCCAGCAGGUCAACUCGUUCGUGUGGCAGUCGGUGCAGCGGGCCUGGCUGGCGAUCUAGGCGUACCCUACAUUGGAGCAGUGGCAGGCACAAUAGAAGGGAUUCAAAACUGUUGCGAGAAAGUGUCCGUACACAAGAAAGACAGUCAAACAUUGUCUCGAAAGAUUAUGACACUUAUUGAAGUUCUGCGCGCGAAUUCUGACAACGCAGAGGCUGAGGAACUGCGCGCGGUUGCUGAUGAGAUGACUCUAACGUUGGAAAGCAUUCACAAUCGAGUCAGCAAAUGGGCUCAAUACAAUCGCGUCGAAGCAUUCUGCAGAGACGGAGAAAUCGGCGAUGGUCUUCGAAAGUGCAAUGCCGAGAUCGACAGCCUGAUCACGAAGUUUCAAGUGACCACUGCAUUCAGUGUGUCCAAUUUGCAGAUCAAGCUGAUGGAAAUCGUGAAGAUGAAUCACGAAGAAUUGAAAGAGUUCAGGACAAGCCACAAAGAAGAGAUGCGACAGUUCACAAUGCACUUCCUGAAGAGCAAGCAGCAGUUGGAAGAGGCUGCGGCUUUACAGCGAGAAGGGCGCCCUGUAGCAGAACGAAUGAUGGAACAGGGUCAACUGUUGUUGCAAGAAAGCGGACCCUCUGUCGGGUCGAAUCAAUCCAGGGCUCAUUCUCUGACAAAUGUGGAAUACACAGCUUGUCAGCAAGGGCUGGUUACGCUCCAGCGCCUUGCAGACAUCCUGCCAACUCUGAAAGACUUGAGUGGACAGGUGACAAAAGUCGGUGACUUGCCCGUAAACAAAGGUGGCCAUACCCAGGUGUGGGAAGGACUUUUGUUUGGAGAUAUCGCGGUUGCUUUGAAGGCUUUGCAAGGUGUUGAGGCCACACCCGGAGCCAAGGCUCGAUUCGAAAAUGAGAUUGUAACGUGGUCGAAAUUGAAGCACCCUAACAUUCUUCCACUCUAUGGCAUCGUGUCCGAUUUAGGUCCCUUUUUGCAUACAGUCUCACCUUGGCGUAGACAAGGGGAUGUCAGAGAUUAUACCAGAGCCAAUCCCGAGGCCAAUAAAUCACGUCUCCUUCAUGGUGCCGCGAAGGGCCUAGCGUAUCUUGACGCUCAAGGAAUAAUUCAUGGAAAUGUUCGAUGUGCCAACAUGCUAGUUACUGACGAGGGAGAUGCAUGCAUAUGCGAUUUCGGAAUGUCCCAGGUAAUUGGGGAGAUCACCCAGACACCCUUUUCGGCGACUGCGACAAGGACAGGGUCGACGCGAUGGCUAGCGCCGGAACUCGUGUUCGACACCAAGAUGCUUGGGCCAAACGACAAGUGCGACGUGUGGUCGUUCGGCAUGUCCAUGCUCGAAUGCUACGGAUCGCGCGACCCAUUCGCAGAGCACAAGCGCGAUGCACACGUCAUCAGAGCUCUCGACGCCAAAACACAUCCAGUCAGGCCGCAGAAUUUGCCGGAGCCGAGCGAUGCGCUUUGGAAGAUCAUGACGAACUGCUGGGCAUGGGAGCCUCAUGAUCGUUUGACAAUGAGGGAGGUGGUCUCGCAGAUGCAAGAGAUUAUGCCGCAAUUGCAUUGACGAUCAUGAUAGCUAUGUUCUACAACCGUUCCGGGACAUUGUCAAGGAUACGAUCUAGUAGCCCUGCUGACAGGCUGUAUGUAUGAGCUGGUUUAGUUGGAUAGCAAUGUAGAUGAGGAGCUCCUAGGAAGGAGGAAGCAGUCUAGUGUUUCAUGCACGCAAUCAUCUCGUUUCCCGAUAUUGCAGG
This is a messenger RNA of Laetiporus sulphureus 93-53, 1940 nucleotides long. RefSeq names its product kinase-like protein. The transcript has 14 exons. The record is from RefSeq and is a predicted model, not a curated record. Gene Ontology annotation, biological process: protein phosphorylation; cell surface receptor signaling pathway. Gene Ontology annotation, molecular function: ATP binding; protein kinase activity. Bases 182 to 1753 code for a protein of 523 amino acids. NCBI's taxonomy places the organism in Eukaryota, Fungi, Basidiomycota, Agaricomycetes, Polyporales, Laetiporaceae.